Molecule: messenger RNA, 1484 nt
Organism: Spinacia oleracea (spinach)
Lineage: Eukaryota; Viridiplantae; Streptophyta; Magnoliopsida; Caryophyllales; Amaranthaceae
Product: membrane-associated protein VIPP1, chloroplastic
Exons: 11
Coding region: 293-1297 (334 amino acids)
Source: RefSeq, a predicted model, not a curated record
GAUAAUAGGAUCCAUGAUCCAAUGCCAUGAAAAAAGUUUGACCCACCCAAAAUCUUGGGGAAAAAGAAAAAAAUAACAAGUGAAAAAUCCCAUCGUCUCCUCAAUCUCUCACCACAAGAUACCAAAUAACCAGAAUAAACACACACAAAACUGUCUAAUAACAGCUUUGUGAGUGUGGAAGAAAUUAAUCGAUCAAUUAUUUCGAUCAAUUAAUUCCAUCUUCCCGAAGCUUCAGUACUCAAUUUCCUCCCCAUUUUUCUGAAUAAUUUCUGGGUGUUUUUUUUUGGGGAUAAUGGCUACAAAAGCGCCACCAAUCACAGGUUUGCGUUUGGCUGCCUCUGCGCCAUCUACAACAAACGCUGCUUCUCAUAGGCUGUCUGUGGUUAGAGUUUGCAUGAGGUCUUCUUUCUUCGGUAACAAUGUUGGAGCAUUGAGAUUGAGUGGAGUUCAGUUACAACAUUCUAAUAGGUCUAGGUGUAAUGGGCACGCUGGCGGUUCUCUUGGUUCACAAAUGAACCUCUUUGAUCGAUUUGCUAGAGUUGUCAAGUCGUAUGCAAACUCGAUUCUAAGCACUUUUGAGGACCCGGAGAAAAUUCUAGAACAGACUGUUCUUGAGAUGAAUGAGGAUUUGACCAAAAUGCGACAGUCAACAGCGCAGGUAUUGGCAUCUCAAAAGCAAUUGCAAAAUAAGUGUAAAGCCGCAGAGCAAGCUUCAGAAGAUUGGUAUAAAAGGGCACAACUUGCACUUAGCAAAGGGGAGGAAGACCUUGCUCGAGAAGCUUUGAAGAGACGCAAAUCUUAUGCUGAGAAUGCUAGUGCUUUGAGGUCUCAGCUUGAUCAGCAAAAGAAUGUUGUUGAAUCUCUUGUCUCAAAUACUAAGCUCUUAGAAAGCAAGAUACAGGAGGCAAAAUCAAAGAAAGACACGCUCAAAGCACGUGCUCAGUCUGCAAGGACUGCUACCAAAGUAAGUGAGAUGGUGGGAAAAGUGAAUACAAGCGGUGCUCUUGCUGCUUUUGAGAAAAUGGAAGAAAAAGUGAUGGCCAUGGAAUCAGAAGCCGAUGCACUUAAUCAAUUAACCAGUGAUGACCUUGAAGGAAAGUUUGCAUUACUGGAAGGCUCUUCUGUUGAUGAGGACUUAGCUAGCUUGAAGAGGGAAUUAUCUGGGAACUCGAAGAAAGGAGAGCUUCCUCCAGGUAGAACAACGGUUUCGAGCUCAAAGUCAGCUGCAUCGCCCUUUAAAGACAUGGAAAUCGAGUCAGAGCUAAAUGAGCUCCGAAGAAGAGCUAGUGAUUAUUAGAAUUUGGUUUAUAGUUUUCAUAAUUUUCUUUGUAUAAAUUAUUUUUCUAAAUCGCGGUUUUUUUGUGAUGCUGGUACAUUAUUAAGCUUACAAUCUAGGAAGAGAGAUGAAAUUUGGAAUACAAUACAAGCUUAUGAAAUACAAGUAAUGAAUUAACCUUUGUAAAUGCAACAGUAUUUCCGGUGUU